Rodentolepis nana is the source of this 486-nucleotide messenger RNA. The record is from the annotation of a GenBank genome assembly. Lineage: Eukaryota; Metazoa; Platyhelminthes; Cestoda; Cyclophyllidea; Hymenolepididae.
AUGUCGAAAGAAGCCACAGCUUGUACUGAGAAGAUCGAUAAGAUUGAAACUUUCAUCAAUGAAAAAUUACGCAUUGAUCUGAAACGCGUGCUUGAAGCUGGUGAUGCAAUGUAUGGGGAUAUUUCGAGUUACCUUGAGCUUCAAAACCUACUUGAGAAGUUUUCUGAAAUGGACAUAAAAUCUGAAGACAGUGAAGGCAUUGAAACUAUGGUUGACAUGGGACUUAAUUUUUACAUGAAAGCGAAUAUACCAUCGUUAGCGAAACUCUACGUCGAUGUUGGUUUAGGUUUUCAUGUUGAAAUGACUCCCGCAGAGGCCCUUGAGUGCGUUCGUCAACGUAUAGAAUUCCUAAAUGAGAAGGCGGAAGUUUUUCGCAAAAAGGCUUUCGAAAUUCGCGCUCAAAUCCGAGUUAGUCUGGAAACUCUUAGAAUCCUACAAAAUCUUGAUGUCGAAACGCGACCUGACUAUCGUGAUGUUCUCUUAUAA